GGCGCUAUCUACGACUCGUACGAGCGUCAGCCUCACUCAAAGUGCCUGCCAAACACCCGUGUAAACGUCCUGAAUGACAUCAAGGCCCUCGUCCACGACGGAUCCCGCAAGAUGAUAUGGGUCUCCGGCGAGUCCGGAUCCGGAAAGUCCACCAUCUUGCACACGCUGGCGGAUGACUUGCGCCAGGAGGGCACUCUCGCUGGCACGUUUUUCUUUUCCAGAAAGCACGCGAAACGGAGUACGUUUGAGCGUGUCAUCCUCACGUUUGCGUAUCAGCUCGGUUUACAGCAUCAUGUCGCCCAAGAAGCCAUCACGAAAGCUAUCCACGAUGACCCUGCUCUCCUCUCCUCUGAGAAGUCGCGUCGUGAUCAGCUAGAAAAGCUCGUCAUCGAGCCCCUGAAGCACUUGGGGCAC
Coniophora puteana RWD-64-598 SS2 is the source of this 414-nucleotide messenger RNA. RefSeq lists its product as uncharacterized. The record is from RefSeq and is a predicted model, not a curated record. The transcript has a single exon. NCBI's taxonomy places the organism in Eukaryota, Fungi, Basidiomycota, Agaricomycetes, Boletales, Coniophoraceae. The annotation marks the transcript as partial.